Molecule: messenger RNA, 10463 nt
Organism: Polypterus senegalus (gray bichir)
Lineage: Eukaryota; Metazoa; Chordata; Cladistia; Polypteriformes; Polypteridae
Gene: brca2
Product: BRCA2 DNA repair associated
Exons: 26
Coding region: 407-10276 (3289 amino acids)
Biological process (GO): double-strand break repair via homologous recombination; regulation of DNA-templated transcription
Cellular component (GO): nucleus
Source: RefSeq, a predicted model, not a curated record
CGACGGAAAAAGCGUCGCAUUUGAUUGGAUGGAGAUUGACACGUGAUUCGCAAUGCUACAUGCUUGUCGACUGCGCGGGAUCUGUUGAAUGCCGAGUUGUUUGCAUAUUGCGGUGUUUAUUUUUAAUCUAGUAUAUGGAGUCUGCAAGGAAAAGGAGGACGACGGUGUAAAGGAAGAAGACAAAAAGUAAAAAAGCACCCUAACUGCUUUCGUGGUGCAGCCACUCCAUAGCGACAGUUUCAUCACAGGAUACCGUUCUCUCGGGCUGCUACUUUUGGGUAUCUGUUUAUUUCUUCAGAUUUUACAGUCGUUGCUCCACAGGACAAAGCAGAAUCUUUUGAAACGAGUGUCUUUCAGCUGCUAUUACAUUAAAAGAACCGUGUCCCUCAUGUCAACGAGUUAACGAAUGACACAGACAGAGGUGCAUCAGGCACAAUCCCAGAGGAUGCAAAGAGAAAGUUUCUUCAAAUGUUCAGAUGGAUGUGAAAUUUUAAGGUUGAGAAAUACAUUUGAAAUUUUCAAAACCCGUUGUGCUCCAGAUCUAGGAGAACUCCAUGUGAAUUGGUUUGAAGAACUCACAGCAAAAGCAUCUAGUGAAAUCAACAAUCAUCAUUAUGAUACUAACUCCAGAGACCACAGCAGUCACGCAGAGAGUCCCAUAACAACAUGGAAACAGCAGCAAUUCUUGGAAAGCCAAUUUCUGUCAACACCUAAUAUUUUCAAAGGGCAGAAGGGCUUAUCACCAAAAAUAUCAACUCCUGACCUUACAAAUACUCUGUUUGAGACAGGGUCAAAGCAAAAUGCAAGGACCACAUUCAUGGAGAGCAGCCCAGUGGUUUUACAGAAUGUCAAUAAAAAACCUCAUCAUGUUAAUAAUAAUCUUGGAACAUUCGAAGAUCUUCUUCAAACUCCAAACCUUUCUAAAAUCGGUUCUACAAAUCAUAUAUCUGAAUCCCUUGGCGCUGUAAUAGACCCUGAUAUGUCUUGGAGUAGUUCUUUGAACACACCAAGAACUGUGACACCUACUGUACUUGUCUCUAAAUGGCACAGUGACUUUGAUGGACAAUGUCAUCCUGAGGAGAAGCCUAGCAUGUUGGUGAGGAGACUUUUUUCCAACAAGCAGUCUAAAAAUGUUAAUGGAGAGCUUACAACACACGUAUCGCCUAAACACCACAAAAUACAAACCCUGGAAACUGAAGACUGUGGUGCCAAAGCUGAAAUUGAAGAAAAUAAUAAUGCAUGCUCAGCCUGGAAGCAGACAUUGGCAAGUUCAGUUGAUAAUGAAGCCCUCAAUACAGUGGCAAAAGUACUGGAAGGUGCUGAAGAUGUUUUAUCAAUUUUUUUUAGCAGUACAUCUUCAAGGAAAGGAAAUACAAAUCCUGAACAUGAACAGAAUACUUCACAUAAAACUCUUUCAGCGAAAGUAUCUGAAAAUUUUAAGAUUCCUCAUAAAGAUACCAGCUUUUCAGAUGUUGUCAAUUUGGACACCAGUUUGGACAAUGAAUUUUUAAAUCAACCUGGAGAAGAAGCAAAAUGGAGAAAUUCACCUAAAACUGAUGUAGUAAAAAAUGAUACUGGCCAUUCUAAUUGUUUAGCCAAUUUUAAAGAAAAAGAAAUUGAUCAAAAUGAAGAGGGACUGUCCAAAUAUAAAUCUGACACAUUAACAGUAGAACAGCUUGGAUACUCACCAACAGAUCUUCUCCUAUUAAAUAUUCAUAUGCCUGACUUGACUUGCACUCCAGAAACAGGUAAUGAGUCAACUUUUAUUUCUCUCAAAAAAAUAGAAAAGCAACAAACUGACACUUCUUUACAAGCUGCUCUUUCCAAAGAACCAAGAUAUUCUGUGUCACCAAAUGAAAAAAGAUCUACAAUGAGAAAUGAGACUAAGGAAGGUUUUGAACCUCCACAUAUGACUGAUUCGACUCCAAGGCAAGAUCAGCUUUGGCUUAGGUCAUCUUCUUUUACUCCUCAAGAAUGCCGUGUUGACUGCAGUGGUACAAACCCAGUGAUAGUACAUAACAACCAAAAGCAGAAUGACAGUUUUCUUGCUCCGGAUACAUCUUGCCAGAACAUAACUGUUUCUUCUGACUUUAUGAAAGAAUAUCCUGUUAUGACAGACAAGCUUAAAGACAGCAAAGAGUUACCCCCUUAUGCCAGUGAACAGUCUGCUACAAAUCACACCGCAGAUAUUGUCCCUUCUCUAGAUGACUGUGUUCUACCUCACAAAAAACCACAAUCUAGAACAGCACAGUUUUGCAAGGCCAAACGUUCAAGAAGUGAAUCUGAAGAAUAUUUGGAAGGAAGAUUGAGCUCUGAUUCUGAUCAUAAAAGUAAAAAGAAAAGAAAGAAUAGUGAAGAGGGGCAUUGUUCAUCAAGUGAAGAAUCUUACUUGAAAAAAGUAAUCCCUGAUAAGAAAUCAUCAAAUCAUACAUACAAAGAAUCCUCAGAAUGCUUGACUACAGCUCCUAGAAAGAUCCCUUCAUUUACUGUUGGUAUGCAUGACACAGGAUUUAAAACAGCUUCAAACAACACAAUUAAAGUAUAUUCAGCUAGCCUUGAUAAAGCCCAAUCCAUGUUUGAAGAAACAGAGGAUCUAUACCUGAAAGAUCAACAUUUACAGAAAAGUAGUUUGCAUUUGAAGAAAUGCAGUGAAAAGGAAUCUUCAAAAAGCUUUUUUGAAGCUGAUAAAAUGUGGUGCUCUUCUGAACUGCCAUCAUCUAACAAUGUAUUUUUAACCCCAAGCCAGAAGGCUGAAGUAUAUGAACUGUGUUCCUUUUUGGAAGAAGCUGGUACUCAAUUUGAACUAACACAGACUGAAAAAACUAAAAGUAAAAGCAAUAGUUGUAAUAGUCUGCAUUCCACUGGAGACCAAGAAACUACAUCUUCUCCUCCUAUUGCUUCUGAUAUUUUAAAUGGUAUAAACUUUGAUGAUAGCUUCAAUGCAGAGAAUAAUACCAGUUUAAACGCAAAACCAGCUAUGUACUUAAUGAUGACAGUUGACUCUCAUGAGGAAUCUUGUGAAAAAGUCUGCUUUGAAGGUACCAGUAUCCAAUCAGCCAAAACUGUUAAUAGCUCAUAUUUGGGAAAAAAAGGAAAUGAUCUUUCUUUUUCUGCUCAAGGAAAAAAGCCUAAUGGUGGCUCUGAUGUUGAGAAAAGAUUACAUACUUCUACCCAGGAUAGUGUAGGUGCUGUUACACAUCCUGAAGGCAUGGAUUUUCACAAAAGGCUAUUAAAAGAGGGUGAAAUGAAUACAGAAACUGAAAAUGAAAGACACAUUAAUCAACAGUUCAUGUGUCCUCCUGCAGAAAAUGGAGACAUUGCUUCUCAUACAAUGGUGUGUGAGUCUUCUAACAACACUGAAAGCAGCGAAAUGAAAGAAAACAAUGUAAUUAAGGGCUUUUAUACUGCAAGUGGUAAGAAAUUAAACAUUUCUAAAAAUGCCAUGGAAUCUGCUACUUCCAUUUUUGAAGACUUGUGUCCUGAAAAGAACUGGACUUCUAGUUAUUUAAGUAAAAGUCUGAAUACUUCUGAUACAUCGGAGUCUCUGCCUGCUAAGCAUUUUUCAGUGCCCAGGAAAGGGGUCAAUAGGAUUUUCAAAGAAGUGAGACAGACAAAUAAAAAUGAAUGUAAGCCAUCGCAUUUUUCUGGUGUAACUGUUUGCAUUCAAAGUGAAACACAGUUGAGUCCUAAUUUGGCUUUUACUAGUAAAAAUGAUCAUUCUGAAAACAAGGACCAAAGUUCUUCAGUUAGCUUUAUGUCUGCCAAUAAGCCUUUUAAGAAUAGCAACAAUAAAUUCAUGUCAGUUCAAGGUUUAUGUGGGCUCGAGAGUUUCCAGACUGCAAGUGGAAAUGGGAUUACUUGUGGUCAGGAAUCAUUGGCGAAAGCUCUAACACUGGUUUCUGAAGAGGAUGAUUUUAGCCUAUAUGAUAAUAAAAAAUUUUCUGAUAAAUGUGAUUUUCAGUUUGAGAAUGAACACAAUAGUGCUGACACAGGAAUACAUAUUAGCAAAGGUGAUUUCGUCAAUCUAAUGGAUGCUUCAUCUUCUUGUUUAGUAAGCCAUUGUCACAAGAGAAAAACUGAUUCAAAUUUGCCCAAAUUAAAUGAUGAUGCUUCAGAAAGGGCUAAAGAAAUGUUUAAGGAUAGUGGCAAUCUAAAUGAUGAACUUACAGAUGGCUGUUUAAUUGUGUCUGAUGGAGUAAAACACCACUCCUCUAAACCAAGUUCAAACGAUUCCCUGAGCUCCGAAGUAGGUGAAUUGGGCAAUAUCCAAUAUCCAACAUCUAAACAAAAUUUUGAUAUUACACAGGUGAAUUUAUUAAAUACUUCUAAUAAUGGAAGGGAUGGUCCAAAUGUUUCCUUGCCAAUUGACAUGGUUAUAUUUUCAUCAGAAAACAGAAAAUCACUUCAGCAUAUUAAUUCAAAAUAUGGUACCGGUGAUAUCACUUUGUCAUGCGGUUUGUUAUGUAAUAAAUCAUUAACACAGGAUAACUUACCUAUGCAGCAUGAUAGCAUUGUUAAUGAUAAUUCAGAUUCUGAUGGAAAUAAAGUUGGUGUAUCUUAUGUAGGGCUUGGAACAGAGCACAAUGUUAGUUAUCAGAAACCUUGUAUGUUAGAUGAAAAUUACACAUUACAAAAUGAAGACUCCACUGAAAGAGCUAAUAACAUUGUAACUGAUACAACAGCACAUUGUGAAAACUUUCAAACAACAGCAUUUUGCAAAAAUGGAAACCAGAAUCUAACUAGUGAACAAGUCCUGAAAAAGAAAGAUACGUUUUCUAAUAUUGACAAAACAUUGGCCUCUUCUGUUUCUGCAGUCAGCACAAGUUCUAGAUUUCUGCUGGAUUCUGACAGUGAGAAGAAAGUGUGUUUUUCCAAAACAGUAUUUUGUGAAGAAGAGUCUUUAUUAAGAGGUCCUGAUAUUAGAUGUGAUGCUGGGAAUAUGAAACAGUCAGGCAUGUCUCAUUCCAAGUGUGCUAGAAAUGUUGCUGGAUUCAGUACAGCUAACGGGAAAACAAUUGUCUUUUCUGAAGAAGCAUUUUGUAAGGCUAAAGCUUUACUAAAUGAUUGUGAAGAUGAAACAAAUAAAAAUAGUCAAACAUCUGCAACUGAAGUUAUGAAAGCACCUCACCUGCCUCUUGAAUACUGUGCUAAAAAUGUGGCUGGAUUCAGUACAACUAGCAGAAAGAAUAUUUUCAUUUCUGAAAAAGCUUUUAGUGAUGCUAAGGCUUUACUGAAAAACUGUGAAAAUAAAAAACUGGAAGAAAGUAAAACAUUUGAUAUGGUGAAUAUGAAAGUACCUUGCCCUCCUGUUGUAAACUACAAACCUGAAAGUGCAGCUGGAUUCAGUACAGCUAGUGGAAAGAGAAUUAAAAUUACUGAAAAAGCACUUGAAGACGCUAAGGCUUUAUUUAAUAAUUGUGAUGAAGAAACAAAUGACAGAAUGAUAAGUUCUGGUUCUGAAAGUACAGAAUCACCUGGUUUGCUUUUUAUAAACUGUGUACCUAGUAGUGCAUCUGGAUUCACAACAGCUAGUGGGAAAAGAGUUCAGUUUUCUGAAAAGGCAUUUUCAAAAGCUACAGCUUUAUUAAAGGAUUGUGUUGAUAUAACAAGUGAAAAAAGUGCCAGUUCUGAUUCUGAAAGCUUACAUCAUCUUGUAAACCAUUGUACUAAAAAUAUCCAACGACUUAAUGUAUCUAGGGGAAAGAUGUUUUCUGAAAAAGCAUCUGAUGAUACUAAGACUUUAUUAAAUUAUUCUAAAGAUGAAACAAAUGAAAAAAAUUCUAUUUCUGAUUUUGAAAAUACCAAAGCUCCAGACAUAUAUCCUAUAAGCAGUAAUUCUAGAAACUUUGCCCAAGUUGGUCCAUCUACAAAUAAAAGGACUUUAUUUUCUGAAAAAGCAUUAUGUCAUUCCAAGAUCUCAUUAAAAGGUGGUAAAGAUGAAAGAAAAAAGAAUGUUUCAAAAAGUGGUAAUGAUCUUAUAAAAUCUAAAAUGCUCUUUGCCGACUGUACUAAAAAUAACACUGGAUUCUCUACAGCUAGUGGAAAGAAGUUUGUAAUUUCUGAAAGUGCACUUCAUGAUUCUAAAGCUUUGUUAAAUGAAUAUGUAAAUGAAGUAAAAGAAGAACAUACAAAUUCUGAUGUGGUUCGUCAGAAAACACCUAGCCUGCCUCAUGUAAACCGCAUUACAGAACGUGCCGCUGGAUUUACUACAGCUAGUGGAAAGAAAGUUUUGAUUACUGAAAAGGCACUACAUGAUGCUAAGGUUUUAUUUAAAGACUGUGACAGUGAAAGAAAUGAAAAAAUGAUUGGUUCUGGUGCUGAAUUUUCUGAAGUACCUGGCUUUUCUCAUGUAAACUCUGGAUUCAAAACAGCUAGUGGGAAGCAUGUUCUGUUUUCUGAGAAAGCAUUGUGUGAUGCAAAAGUUUUAUUAAGCAGUUGUGAAAAUGACAUAAAUAAAAUUAUCAGUACUGAUGCUAAAAAUAUGAAAGCACCUGACCUUUCUAUGGUGGACUCCAGUAACAAAAACGUCGCUGACUUCAGCACAGCUAGGGAAAAUAACGUUUUCUCUUCCAAAAAAGCAUUUUGUGAUGCUAAGACUUCAUUCAGUAACUGUGGAAAGGAAACGUAUGAAAAAAAUGCUACAUUUAAUGAUGAACAAAUGCAAGAUUUUGGUCCACCUCUUCUUGGAUUCAGUACAGCUAGCGGAAAAACUGUCUUAUUUUCCAAAAAAGCAUAUGAGGAAGCUAAGGAAAUACUUAGGGAAGCAAGUACUUCUGCACCUGCCCUAUUUAAAGCAAGAACUCAAUCUUUGCCUCCAGAACAAAUGAAUAAUAUUGUUGGUGUUAACCAAGAAAUUAAAGCAGAUGGCUUUGACUGCAGUGAAUCUUAUAGUAGUUUCUGCACACCUGCAUUCCAGGGGCGAGCAAAUAAUGAAAAAAACAAUUCUAGAAAUAUGACAAUGACAGGGACACAUUUUGAACAUGAACUGAAAAGUGUACCCUCACAGCCUAGUAUGACUAAUGAUAAGACACUAAAUUUGCGUGUGGACUGUUUUGGUGAAUACACAGAAACUCAACAGCGUUUUAUAGAGCAGGAAGCUUUAGAGUGCACUAAAGCAUUAAUAAAUGAUGAAAAUGAGGAUGAAAAUGUGGAAAGUCUUUUGAAUCAAAACUGGAAUCCAGCUGAAAAUUGGAAAGAAAGUUUCUGCAUAGGCAGAAGGAGGUGCAGAAAUGAAAAUAGUAAUGGAGAAUGUGGCAUAAAAGAUGAGGGAAGCAAAUCUAUACAUGAUGGUGUUUUCAAACCUUUGUUCAGAUGUAAAAAACCUUACAGUGGAACUAUUUCAAAUGCCUCGCAGCAGAAAUUAUCAACUGAAAAAACAAAUUCAACAAAUAAUGAAUCUUCAGGGUAUAUACUACCUUUAUGUAAACCAUCUGGUUAUGAUUCAUACAAAAAUAACAAAGUUCAGAAUAGUAGUGCAGUGCCUGAGACUUUUACCUCUGUGGACAAAGUAAAAGAAAUUUCUUGUAAAGAUGACAAUGUGGAAGAAUCUGCACAAAUGCAAAAAAGCGGAUGUCUUGAAAGUACUGACAUAAAUAAUAAAUAUCAAGUGAGUGCUACACAUCUAAAUAUAGAUUGGGAAGAAAAUCUUGCUAAUCUUUCUUGUGCAAGGGAUAUGCAAGAUAUGAGGAUAAGGAAGAAAAAACGUCAGAAUGUUAAACCACAGCCAGGGCACCUUUUCUUUUCUAAAACAUCGCUGACUUCUAAGAUUUCCUUCCUUUCAUUUGUGAAUAAUCAGUUGCCCCGGUUUUACUCCCCUCAACAGCUCUACACAUUUGGAGUUAGAAGGCCUACGAUACAUGCAUACUACAAAUAUGCUGCAUCAUUUAGAUUUAAGUUUACGGAAUACUUUAGCAAAGAUGCAGUGCUGGCUUCUCAUGGGGCACAGCUGGCUGAUGGUGGGUGGUUAAUUCCUGAUGACAGUGGAACUGCAGGAAAGGAAGAAUUUUACAGAGCGCUGUGUGAUACACCUGGAGUUGAUCCAAAACUUAUUACAGAAAAUUGGGUAUACAACCACUAUACCUUGAUUAUAUGGAAACUUGCUGCAAUGGAAACUGCUUUCCCCAAUGUAUUUGGGGGCUGCUGUUUGACUCCUGAGAGAGUGUUGCUUCAGCUGAAGUAUAGAUAUGAUGUAGAAAUUGACAGAUGUCAGAGGUCUGCAAUCAAAAAAAUAACUGAAAGAGAUGAUUCACCAGCUAAAACAUUAAUACUUUGCAUUUCUAAAAUAAUAGCAAAUGGUUUACAACCAUAUCCAGAUAUAAAGAACAAUACAAGUACCACAUCUGCUGACAAGAAAAAGCAGUUGCCAGCUGGUGUAAUAGAAGUCACAGAUGGCUGGUAUUUAAUUAAGGUUCUUUUGGAUGCUCGUCUAACAGCACUUUUGCAAAGUGGAAAACUAUCUGUUGGAAAUAAAAUUGUAACAAAUGGUGCAGAAUUAAUUGGCUGUCAAGACGCCUGCACACCACUUGAAGCACCAGAAUCACUAAUGCUAAAGAUUUCAGCAAACAGCACACGGCCUGCUCGCUGGUAUUGUAAGCUUGGAUUUUACUGUGGCCCUCGACCUUUUGUGCUUCCAUUAUCCUCUCUUUUCUAUGAUGGAGGAAUAGUGGGUUGUGUUGAUGUCAUCAUCCUUAGGAGCUAUUCUUUGCAGUGGAUGGAGAAAAGACCAAAUGGUGUAUUUUUGUUUCGUAAUGAACGAGCAGAAGUAAGAGAAGCUAGAAGACAAGAGGAGAGUCAUCAGAAAAAUAUGGAGGCACUUUUUGCUAGAGUACAAGCUGAAUAUGAAAAGGAUCUUGAAUUGAAAAAUAAAAGUAAAGGAAAUUCAAAGGUGAAACUAAAUAGACAGCAAAUACAGGCAUUGCAAGAUGGUGCAGAACUUUAUGAAGCAUUUGAAAGUUCUACAGAUCCUGGAUUUCUUGAGACAUGCCUAAGUGCACAGCAGGUUGCUGCACUGAAUAGACAUAAACAAGCAGUUAACGAUCAGAAGCAAGCUAAACUACAAGAGAAGUUUAAAAAAAUAUUGGCGUCCUCACAAGAAGAGAAUACCUGUACUAAGAGAGAUGUUACCCCAGUUUGGAAACUGCACAUUGUAGACUACAAAGAUCUUGAUGCUUCAAAAGUGUACAUGUUAAAUGUCUGGCGUCCAACAGUAGAUCUCUGUUCUUUGUUAAAAGAAGGUGGUAGAUAUAGGAUCUACCACUUAGCAGCAUCCCAGCCAAAAGGAAGGAUGGGAAGUACUUCUGUUCAAUUAACAGUGACCAAAAAAACACAGUUUCAGCAACUGCAAGCAGCACCAGAUCACUUGUCUUUACUUUACCAGUGCCGAGAAGCUUUAAACUUUAGAUCACUCUCAAACCCUACUUUCCAGCCACCUUGUGAGGAAGUUGACUUAGUUGGGUUGGUAAUUUGCAUUGAAGGCAAACAAGGAGGUGCUGCAGUUGUUUAUCUGUGUGAUGAAGAACUGAAUUUUGUUGCUCUGAAAACCUGGUCAAGUCUUAACCACUUAGCAGCUGAUGAUAUUAUAAUGCCAAUGACACUACUUGCAGCAAGCAAUCUGCACUUUAAGUAUAAUUCAAGUGUUGCAAUUCCUGUUGUAUAUGGUGGAGACCUUGCUACUUUUUCUGGAAAUCCGAAAGAGAAACAUCUGCACAGUGCUAUAGAACAUCUUAAGAAAAAUGUACAGAACAUUCAAGAUUUCUGCAAAGAAGCUGAAAAAAAACUCAACAAGUUGAAAGCAAAUACGGCAGGGUAUUUGCAGCCAAAAGAAUGUUAUACUCAUUCAAAACAAAAUAUGGAUAAGACAAACCAAACUUCCUUGAUUUUUUCAGGAAAUAACUUUCAAAUGGCACACUGCAAUAUCGAGCAAGCUGUAACACCUGCUAAAAGAAAAGCAGUUGAAGAUGAAGAAAGUGAUAGAAAAAGUAUAAAAAAGAAAAAAGCACUUGACUUUUUGUCUCGUAUUCCAUCUCCACCUCCACUCACUCCUCUGAAGAACAUUGUCUCUGAUUCUCUAAAGAAAGGUUUUCAUCCUCCCAGAAAACAGACUUUCACACCAGAAACAAGAAAAGAAGAAACUUCUCACAAAUCUCAAGUUGUUUUGUGCAACACGCCUGUGAGCUCAAAUCAUUUUCCAGAAGAUCAGUGGGUGAAUGAUGAAGAACUUGCAAUGAUUAACACUCAGGCUUUACUUGGUUGUUUGCAAGAGGAUGUAAAAAAAUAGUAGUACCUGACAGUAUUUUAGAGAUUACAUUUGGAAAACUAAUUGAUGUCGUAGGCACUUCAGUGUCUAUAACUUAAUGCAAGAACUAAAAGUGAAUAUCCUUUGACACUAAGAUUUUUAAGUAAAGGUGAGUAAAGAGCUACUGUACUUUUUGACGUGUAUUGAAUAACACUGUUCAGUAUUUCUU